AAUACCGAUAUCCACAGGCCACACCAUUGGACCACAAGUGCACGGCCAAAACCCGCCGCCCGCAACAACACCAGACGAAAAAACAGUCGAAAAAUACUCGCAAAAAUACGCAGAAAAAUAGUAGGAGGAAAAAAUGGCUCCUUGCAGUAGCUAAGCUCUGGCUCCUGCGUCGAAGACGCCAAAGAAUCACCUAACCCAAUCCAAUCCAGCUGCAGCGCAGCUCCACACUGUUCCCGGGAAUCUCGAGAGCCUGAGCUCCACACUGUUCAUGGUCUCCCCGACGCCCUCUUGAUCCGAGGACUCGGGGGUGGUUUCUUGGACGGGCGGGAUAGGAUAGGAUUGGAUUUGGCCGGCCAUGUCGGUCUCCUCCUCGUCGAUGUGCGGCGGGGACGCCGCCGGGAUGAAGAGCGUGGUCUGGUUCCGGAGGGACCUCAGGGUGGAGGACAACCCGGCGCUGGCGGCGGCGGCUCGCACCGCCGGCGAGGUGGUGCCGGCGUACGUCUGGUCGCCGGAGGAGGACGGGCCCUACUUCCCGGGCCGCGUGUCGCGGUGGUGGCUCAGCCAGAGCCUCAAGCACCUGGAGGCCUCGCUCCAACGCCUCGGCGCCGGCAAGCUCGUCACGCGGAGGUCCCCCGACGCCGUCGUCGCGCUGCUCCAGCUCGUCCGCGACACCGGCGCCACGCACCUCUUCUUCAACCACCUCUACGAUCCGAUCUCGCUGGUCAGGGACCACAGGCUCAAGGAGAUGCUGGCUGCGGAGGGCAUCGUCGUGCAAUCUUUCAAUGCAGAUCUUCUGUAUGAUCCAUGGGAGGUCAACGAUGAUGAAGGCAAUCCGUUCAACAUGUUCAUGCCGUUCUGGAAUAGGUGCCUGAGUAUGCCGUAUGAUCCCCCAGCACCACUGCUGCCCCCUAAGAAGAUCAACUCAGGUGACUUAUCGAUGUGCCCAUCGGAUGAUCUGAUCUUCGAGGAUGACUCCGAGAGGGGAAGCAAUGCGCUUCUCGCACGAGCAUGGUCACCAGGCUGGCAGAACGCCGAUAAGGCGCUAACUGCCUUCCUGAAUGGCCCUUUGUUUGACUACUCGGUGAACCGCAAGAAAGCAGAUAGCGCAAACACCUCCCUCCUAUCACCUUACCUGCAUUUUGGUGAGCUGAGUGUGCGCAAGGUCUUCCACCUUGUUCGAAUGAAGCAACUCGUAUGGAGCAACGAGGGAAACCACGCAGCUGAGGAGAGCUGCACCCUGUUCCUCCGUUCCAUUGGUCUCCGGGAGUACUCACGGUAUCUUUGCUUCAACCAUCCGUGCAGCCAUGAGAAGCCCCUCCUUGCCCACCUCAGAUUCUUCCCCUGGAUCGUUAAUGAGUGCACCUUCAAGUUUUGGCGCCAGGGAAGGACUGGUUACCCUCUUGUUGAUGCUGGCAUGAGGGAGCUGUGGGCGACAGGGUGGUUACAUGAUCGUAUACGUGUGGUGGUGUCAAGCUUUUUCGUCAAGGUCCUUCAACUACCAUGGCGAUGGGGGAUGAAGUACUUUUGGGACACUUUACUGGAUGCUGAUCUUGAGAGUGACGCACUAGGUUGGCAGUACAUCUCUGGCUCUCUCCCUGAUAGCCGAGAGCUCGACCACAUUGACAACCCUCAGUUCGAAGGCUACAAGUUCGAUCCACAUGGAGAAUAUGUCCGACGGUGGCUUCCUGAACUUGCAAGGCUGCCAACAGAAUGGAUACACCACCCGUGGGAUGCACCUGCGUCUGUACUGCAAGCUGCAGGAGUUGAGUUAGGCUCCAACUAUCCUCUCCCCAUUGUUGAGCUAGAUGCAGCCAAAGUCAGGCUACAAGAAGCCCUAUCAGAAAUGUGGCAGCUGGAGGCAGCAUCGAGGGCCGCAAUGGACACUGGGAUGGAGGAGGGCCUUGGCGACUCCUCGGAUGUGCCACUAAUCGAAUUUCCCCAAGAUUUACAGAUGGAGGUUCACUGGGAACCAGCCAGGGUAACGGCCAAUGUGCCCACAACUGCACAGAGACGCCAGGAUCAGAUGGUGCCUACCAUGACAGCUUCACUGAACAGGGUUGAAACAGAAGUUUCUGCUGAUUUAGGGAAUAGCCAGGAUAGUAGGGCAGAGGUACCAUCCCGCAUGCAUUUUGAGCAACGAACUGAGGGGCAGGAAAUGAUCCGUAGCACGGGAAAUGCUGUUAGAACCAAUGGCAUUCAUCAUCACAAUAACUUUCAGCAACCGCAGCACCGUAUGAGAAACGUUUUCACGACAUCUGUGUCAGAAGCGUCAAGUAGCUGGACCGGGCGAGAAGGUGGUGUGGUCCCAGUUUGGUCGCCUCCUGCAGCAUCAGGCCAUUCUGAAACUUAUGCAGCUGAUGAAGAUGAUGUUUCUAGUAGGAGUUAUUUGGAUAGGCAUCCUCAGUCGCACCUGAUGAUGAACUGGAGUCAGCUAUCACAGUCAUUGACAACAGGCAGGGAUGUGGAAAAUUCAGUGCAGCCAAAUUUCAUUGGUUAGGGUUUUCCCAGCGUGGGAAUUCAUAUGUAAAUUGCCCAACCCUACUGCGCUCGUGUAUAGUCUGAGGAGCGUGCAAGGCAGGCAUCUUUGGAUCUUCCUGAACUUGGACGUGAUAAUAGUUGUGUAAAUCUAAUCCUCUAGAACCUAUGGCUGUGUGUUAUAGCUUUGUUAGAAUUUGCCAAAAAGGAUCUGUAUUAUGGAUCACACAAUGAGGGUUUUGUAGGGGGCUGAUACAUGACUAUAACUGUAAAUCCCCUGUGUGAUUGGCGAUCUUUGGUUACUCUACUC
Molecule: messenger RNA, 2785 nt
Organism: Lolium rigidum
Lineage: Eukaryota; Viridiplantae; Streptophyta; Magnoliopsida; Poales; Poaceae
Product: cryptochrome-1-like
Exons: 5
Coding region: 356-2497 (713 amino acids)
Biological process (GO): circadian regulation of gene expression; entrainment of circadian clock by photoperiod; blue light signaling pathway
Cellular component (GO): nucleus; cytoplasm
Molecular function (GO): DNA binding; FAD binding; blue light photoreceptor activity
Source: RefSeq, a predicted model, not a curated record